UUUUCAGUGAGAGGAGAAGAGAAGAGAAGAAGAGAAGAAGAGAAGAGAAAAUCAGUUUGGAUGAUGAUCAUCUCUUUUUAGUCUCUACUCUAUGAUGGCUCCAAUGGCUGCUUCUAUUAACGAUUCUACGGUUAAGUUUUUUUCUAAAGCGAAUUGUGAUCAAUGGCUUUUUGUUUUGUCACAAUACAAACAAGUGUUUAAGAUUCGAGCUCAGGUAACCAGAGGAUCGAAAAAAAGUGGACCUCAAGAUGCGAUUAAAUUGGAUGAUUGGUAUCAAGAAGAAUUGCCGAAAAUAUUACAGUCGCGUAAAGAUAAACAUGUAAGGUAUGAGGAAUUGGUUCAGAUUACUAAGUGGAAAUUUUUGCGAACCAAAAAUCGGGCUGGUCUUUUGGAUCUGGUUCGGAUAAACACUGAACUCGCCGUGAAACAAGCCUCCACCAAAGCUUUUAAGAAAUGUCCAACGAAUCUCCAAGGCGCUAUUUCCGCCCUUGUUAACCUUAAAGGAAUUGGUGUUGCCACGGCAUCAGCUAUUCUAUGUGCUUGUUUCCCAGAGAUUUGUCCUUUCAUGGCAGAUGAAUGUUUAGUCUCUGUACCAGGAAUUGAGAAUACAAAUUAUUCCAUCAAUGAAUUUAUGGCUUUUGCUGACCAAAUUAAAGCCUGUUGUGAGAGGCUACAAGCUGCAGAUCCAAGUGCUAAAUGGACACCACACAAGGUAGAAUUGACUUUAUGGACACAUUAUUGGAUUAAAGAGAUGAAACUUAAUUUAUUGGAUAACAUGCCUACUCCUGAAGGAUUGGAAGAUGAAAUAGAGGAAACAGGAUCAGAUGAAGUUGAAGUAAAAAAUUUAAGUAAAAACAAUGGUGAUUCUCAUGUUAAAUCAUCAUCAUCUUCAUCAGCAACAUCAGUCUCAGCAUCAGCAUCGUCUUCAGAAACAACAUCAGCAACAACAACAACAACCACAACAUCUACUUCUAGAAGAAAUGGUGACAAAGUAUUAGACGAAGAUUCCAAUAUAUCUUUGGGAGUUUCUAACGCUUCUGAAGUGGAAGAUGAGGAUAGUCGAAGUUUAGAUGAGGUUCGUAAAAAUAAUGGAACCAAUUCUAAUAGAAUGACUAACAAGAGUAACAACACUACAAAUAACAACAGAAAUUGUAGUAAUAGUAAUAAUAAUAAUAGCGCUUAUAAUUGUAUUGAGGAUAGUAAAGAUGGAGGAGGAGAUGAUAAUUGUCGUCAACAAUUAAUUACAAAUGGAGAUAAUAGUAGUAACUUGAGUUACUCAAAUUUAAGUUCUGAUGAUUUGAAUAACAGUACAACAGAUAAUACAGCCGAUAAUACUUUGGAUGGACCCACCAACCUUUCAAUGAUUAGUACUAAUAAUAAUACUACCACUACUACUUCUUCAUCUUCAUCAUCAUCUUCAUCUCUAUCAUCAUCGGCAUCUACAACUACAACUACCACCUUGAAUAUCCCCACAACCACAACUCUAAACAUCAACAAUAUGAGUAAUUACUACAACACCAACAACAAUAUGAAUAAUAUGAAUAACAGUAACAGUAACAUGAACAUGAACAUGAACAUGAACAUGAACAGUAAUAACAUUAAUAUCAAUGUUAUUACCUCUUCUGAUGUAUCGACAACCUCAUCUUGUUUACCACCUUUACCAUUACCACCUCAUCAAGUAGCAGUCCCAGUGGAUAUUACCGAAGGUGAUGCAAGCUCAUCGAUUAUCAAUGGCCACUCUGUUAUUAGUAAUAGUAAUGGAGAUGAUUGUAAAAAGAUUGAUAAAAUUGAUAGUGAAAUUAAUUGUAAUACCGUUUGUUCAUCGGUUGAUGGAUUGGUUGUAUCAAGUAACAGUAUAAAAAGACCUUUGGAAGAGAUAACAUCUAGUGAUGGUGAUGGACUGGAAGACAAUGGAUCAUUAGAAAAAAAAUCUCGAAUCGAUUGAUGUCUCCAAAUUAAUCAACUUUAGACAACUAACAUAUAUUUAUCAUUUGUCGUUCUUUAUCAACUAAUCUACGUUAAUCAUUAUUACCUUAAAUUCAACAAUAUCAUGACUAAAAAAAUGCAAAAAUAUAUAUUGGAAAAUCAGUUUAACCACCAAACACAACAUCUUCUCAAAAAGCUCUAUCCGUUGAUGGGAAUCUAAAUCAUUUUGACUUUUCUCUCUCUCUCUCUCUUUCUUCACGCUUCUCCUUCAUUCAAUCAUCACACGUAACAUUUAACAAACACACACACAACUAUCAACACCAUUCAUCAUACACACAACAACAAAAAACUCAUUUUCUAAUCUGUUGUUUUAUACAUAUGCUUGACUUUAUCUCUUAUAUUUUUCACUUUUUUUUGCUGUGAAGAAAAAGCAUCAAUCUUUUUCUGAGAAAGAAAAAAAUAGAAAAUUAUUACAACAUUUGCACCAAUUUGCGAGAUAAACUUAUCGUCUCAUCUCAUCAUCGCCUGGAGUUAAAUCAACUAAAUUAUUCACUCCCUUCUAAUAAGAUUUGGCAUCAACUCUAAAAGACGAAUCAUACAACAGUCUCUCUCUCUCUCUCUCUUUUUCUUUUAUUCUCUCUUCUAAUCAAUUCUUGAAACAACAAUUUCGAAUAUCUGUUUGUUCAUUUUCCAUCUUAACCAAAUGACCCACCCAAUCAUUCACAACUUUAUCCAUUAUCUUCUUUCUUUCUCUCUCUCUCCCUAUCAAUUGAAUAUUAUUUUCAUUGAACAAAAAAAGAAACCAAACUAAAAAACUGUGUAAAUUUCAUUUAAAAUGAAACAAAAAAAAUGGAUUAAUUGUCAACCUUUGAAAUACUUAAAACCAAAUCAACUUUUCACAAAGUAUUUCAUUGAGAUGGAAAAAUCUUGAAAAGUUCAGCUGAUGAUAAAAAAAUGAAAACAAUUAAUUUAUAAAGAAAAUUGUAAAACCAAAACGAUAAUCCUGAAAAUGACCUUCCAAUACAUCAAAUUAACAACAAUUACCAUUGAAUUUAAAUGGACAAAAAUUGAUUUUAAAAUGGAAAAGAACAGAAAAAUUUGAAAAAAGAAAGAAAAACAAAAAUAUCAACAAGAUUUUCUUCUCAUUGUUUCAUGCGAAGAGGCGAACAGAAAAUCUCAUCUCAUUACAUGUAAUUGAUGAUGUUGACAUUUUCUUCAUCCUCUUUCACACACACAAUCAGUUGAUUGUAAACAUGAACAAUUCUUGUAUUCAAGAAACUCCUCAUCUCUCAGUCAACUAAUCUUCAACUCCAACCACCAUCACCACCAUUUCCCUCCCUGUCUUCAUCAUACGAACUGGUUCUUCCUCUUCCCAACAUCUUUUCACGUUUAGUUGCACAUUAGCUACUUCAUCUCUUCAUGUUAACGACCUUUUCCUCCUCCUCAUCUUCUUACUGAAAAUUUUAUUUCUCUUUUUUUCCUUUCUCUCUCUCUCUCUCUCCCUUUCCUCCCUCUUCAUCUUCUUAUUUAUCUUCUCUUACUUUUCUUUCUCGCUGGCAAAAAGUUUUUUUCUUCUUUCUCAUCGUCAUCGUCAUCGUCAUCAUCAUCUUGUUUUCUCAUCCACACACACACAUAUAUACAUUUAUGCUCUUAAGUUUUAUCAUCUUCUCCCUCUUUCUCAAACUGAUCAUUCUUAUCUCAUUCCAAUUCCUACUAACCGAAUUAAUUUAAUCACCAUGAUGAUUAAACGAUAUCACCGUCCAUUUCUGCCAUUGAAUUUUACUUGUAUUAACUUUGUAAACAUAAUCAUGGCUUCUACCGGGUGACAAUCGCCCUUAGGGUGUUUUCAUUGUAAUCGUAAAUCGGUAGAUUACUUUAUAGAGAUUAUCAAGUGAAUCAAAUAAAUCAUCUGAAUACCUUAGAA
Panonychus citri (citrus red mite) is the source of this 3850-nucleotide messenger RNA. RefSeq lists its product as uncharacterized. The transcript is spliced from 5 exons. Lineage: Eukaryota; Metazoa; Arthropoda; Arachnida; Trombidiformes; Tetranychidae. The record is from RefSeq and is a predicted model, not a curated record. The coding region runs from base 92 to 1945 and encodes 617 amino acids.